Molecule: messenger RNA, 6464 nt
Organism: Aureococcus anophagefferens
Lineage: Eukaryota; Pelagophyceae; Pelagomonadales; Pelagomonadaceae
Exons: 2
Coding region: 1-6450 (2149 amino acids)
Source: RefSeq, a predicted model, not a curated record
AUGGACGCCUUGCUGGGCAAAGGCACGGCGAAGAGCCGCUUCGCGAAGAUCCGCUCCGCCGUGCGGGACCACGCCGUCGAGGGCACGGCGUCGCAGAAGAAGAAGCUCUGGGACGUGAGCCCCGGCGCCGCCGCGGGCAGCCAGGUGAUCCUCAUCGUCAACCACGGCGACGACGGCGGCCUGUCGACGCCGCACAGCGCCGCGCUGCCCCCGAACGUCGUCGUGGAGACGGUCACGGACAUCGCCGCGGAGGCGUUCGGCUUCGCGCGCGCGUGCGACGUCUUCGCGGACGAGGCCCGCGCCACGUCCGUGACGGACGAGGACGCCUGGCAGGCGCACCUCAAGCAGUGGCGCUCCGGCGCCGCCGCGCGGCGGACGGCCAAGGUCAUCGAGCUCGCGACGCGGGCCGCGACGCUCGCCGACGGCCGCGGCUCCAAGGCCGGAGCCGCGUCCGAGGGCGCGCGCGCGCGGCAGCGCAUCGCGGGCUUCGAGCAGCUCUACGAGCUGCUGGACCAGCGGGCGAACCUCGGCGGCGUCGUCGCGACGCCGGACGCGGUGCAGGCCGUGCUCCGGGGCCUCGCGGCGCACGACUACGCGGACGAGGUCGCGUCGGCCGCGGCCGCCGCGGGCUGGAAGAUGGCCGACCGGUCCAAGGAGCUCUGCUCCCAGCUCCUGCGGGGCCGCGCGCCGGCGCUCUGCGUCGCGCUGCUCCAGCAGGAGGCGCUCCGCCGCGAGGAUUUGAAAAAACAGCGGCCGAACGCGCUGCGGACCGCGGCGAAGCGCGAGGCCUUCGUGGAAUCGCUCUAUUCGUCCGAGGUCCAGCGCCAGAAGACGCUCGAGAACGUGGCCAAGGAGCCGUCGACGAAGGGCCGCCGCGCGUCCGCCUUCGACGUCGAGUCCGCGCUCUUCUGCACGAAGCACGCGCUGAGCGGCUGCCGCCACGUCGUCGGGUUGCUGGGCGCGCUGGCGGCGCGCGACGACGCGGCGAAGCGCGUCGUCGCCGAGAGCGGCACGCCCUGGCUCCUCGCGGCGUCCGCGGGCUACGGCGCGACGGAGCGCGUCGCGACGGCCGCGACGGUGCUGAACGUCGCGCUCGCGUCGUCGUCGAAGGCGCGCGAGUGCCUGUUGAAGCGCGACGCGUCCUUCGAGGACCUGCUGGCGCUCCUCGACUCGUCGACGACGCGCCUGAACAUGCUCGGCGCGGGGGCCGUCGCGACGCUGCUCCGCGAGAGGCGGCACCGGCGCCGCGUGCCCCCGGGCCUCGCGGCCGUCGCGUUCGCGAAAUUGGCGAAGCUCGCGGCGUGGUGCGCGGAGCAGGCGCGGGAGCCCAGCGAGCGCGGCAGCUCCGACUCGGAGGCCGACGACGACUCGAAGUCGCUCGACUCCGUCGUGAACCCCGGCGCGCGCGGCACGGUCAUCACGCCGAAGACGCACCGCGCGACGGAGCUGAAGAAGGCCGGCGAGGCCCGGGCCGUCGCCGCGGCCGCCACGAAGGCCCCGCCGGCGGACGCGGCGCUCAAGCCGCGGCGGGGCGGCCAGAUGCAGCUCUGGGAGCACGCGGCCGAAAAGGCCGAGGAGCGGAGCUUCGACGCGCGCGCGGUCAUCCCCUUGCUCCAGCAGGUCUUGUUCGGCCUCUGGGCCGUGACGGCGUUGCUCCGCGAGCGGGGGCCCGACGCGCUCGCGGCCCUCUACGCGCCGCCCGUGGCGACCUGGGUCGUCGCCGACGGCGAGCGGCCGCGCCAGCGGCGGCGAUCGUCCGCGGCGGGGCGCGUCGACGACGCCCGGGGCGCCAUCGACGCGACGUGGCCCGAGACGCUGCUCCUCGUGGCGACCUUCGACCACCUCGACGCGUCGUUCCCCGCGGAGUGCGCCGCGGCCGCGCUCGCCGUCGCGACGUCCUGGGUCGGCGCGGGGCCGGCGUUGGACGCGGCGACGGCGCCGCCGCGGGCCGCCGUCGACAAGCUCUGCGCCUGCGUCGAGACGUCCUACUCGCUGGAGGUGCGGACCGCGUGCGCUUUGGCGCUCGCGCACGUGACGUCCGCGCCGUCCCAAUCGCUCGCGACGUUCCAGUCGUCGGCCCUCGACGGCGACAAGCGUCUGGUCGCCGUGCUGGGCCUCGAGAUCGGCUCCGCGGCUUUGGACGACGCCAUCUCCGCGGCGCUGUUCAACGUCGCGCUCCACGCGGCCGUCGGGUCGCCGCGGAGCUCGGACGUGCUCGCGGCGCACGUCGCGCUCGUCGCGAACCGCACGAAGGUCCUCGACGAGAGCGUCGAGGUGCGCGCGAACCGGCCCGAGGGCUUCGAGCGCGAGCGCGAGGAGACCGUCGUCGUCUCGAAGCCGAGCCCGCUCGCGCGCCAGGGCGCGAGGCAGCUGCGGCCCGUCGACACGGACGAGGACCGCGAGAAGCGGCGGGAAGAAGAAGCGGCGGCGGCGACGCGGUCCCACGGCCUGCGCCGGGACUGCCUGGGCAUCUGGGCUCUCGCGCGCGGCGACCACGACCGCAAGGUGCUCAACUACCUCGGCGCGCCCGCGACGCUGGCCCAAGUUUUAAACUCCGACGUGCCCCUCUACACGAAAGAAGCCGCCGCCGCGGCCCUCUGGCAGCUCGCCGGCGACGCCGUCGGCGCGGCGACCAUGGGCGUGUCCAUCAACAACGACGUCAAGUCGCGCACGGGCGGCGCGGCGACGAAGGAGAUCGCGCGGCUGAGCGCGGCCGCCGCGAAGCUCGAGGCCGAGGUCCUCUCCCUGGAGACGCGCGUGACGAACCCGGCCUUCCAGCGCAACGUCAGCGAGGCCAUCUUCGACGAGGCGACGCGCGCGCUCCGCGCGAAGCAGGAGGAGGCGACGCGCGUCGCGCAGACGCUCAGCGACCUCAACGCGAAGAUCGACCGCAACGUCGAGUCCAUCGCGGCGGUCCGCGCGGACUACGAGGAGCAGAAGUCGCCCGUGCCCGCGCUCGUGCGCCUGGUCGUGGACCGCGCGGACCGGCGGCGCCACGCGCCCGCGCGCGCGCUCGCGUGCGGCGCGCUGUGCCUCGUCGCGCGCGCGAACGGCAUCCUCUGCGACCAGGUCGCGGCCUACGGCGAGCCGCUCGUGGCCUGUUUAUUAGCCGCGGCCCACGAGCCGAACCCGGAGAGCGGCGCGGCGGACCUGCCCGGCGCGGAGGACGUCUACGAGACGAUGCGGCGCGGCUUCCCCGCGGACUGCGUCGACGACGGCGUCCCGGACGACAAGGUGCGGCGCGCGUCCCGCGGCGAGCUCGCGCUCCAGAUCUGCGCCGUGGAUCUGCUGUUCCUGCUCCACGACACGGACGAGGGCCGCGCGGCGAUCGCGGCGUCGCCCGACGGCGACGCGGCGCUCGAGCUGCUCUGCUGCGAGCUGUUGGCCCACCCGCGCCACUACAUCCUGCGGGGCGUCGGCGCCUUCCGCGCCGCGAAGCUCUCGGCGACGUCGACGCACCGGCGGCUCCACCUCGACGACGCGAACGCGAACAUGUCCUUCGUCGAGGACUUUUUGAGCCAGUGGAACGAGGAGGACAAGGUCAAGCAGCGCGACGUCGAGGCGCGGUUCGCCCAGUCGAUCCUGGCGAACCUCUCCAAGACCGCGGAGGUCCGGUCGAUGAUGUUCGCGCUGCAGCUGUCGCGCGGGUCCCUGGCCCUGCACAAGGUCAAGAAGCGGUCGCUGGAGCCGUCGGCGGCGCCGCCGGACUUUGGCGACGGGACGACGGCGUCCAUCACCGACGCCGAGUCCCUGAGGAACUUCAUGCGGAACCCCGCCAUGGCGCGCGCGGCGAAAAAGUCCGCCGAAAGACCGCGGACGUCCGACGGCCCCGCGCGGCGCACGGUCAAGUCCGAGCCCUUCGGGUCCGCGCGGCCCGACGCGCGCAUCCUGCGCAAGCUCCAGCGGAGCUUCCAGCAGCCCGUGAGCCGCCUGUGGGACGCGCCGCCCAUCGACCACCAGGUCGUCCACGGCGUGGACCUGUCGCCGCCCAAGUCGAAGCAGCUCUACCCCGGGGGCACGCCGAACUUCGGCGCGCCCUUCGGGUCCGUGGCCUCGUCGUCGCGGCCCGGCACGGCGCCCGCGGAGUCGCUCCGGCGGUCGCCGGGCAUCUCGCCGCCGGAGCGCGCCGCGGUGCUGCCCGCGCACGACCGGCGGCGGCGCCCGUCCAAGUCGUCGAUCAUGCGCGGCGACGACGACGACGACCACGGCCGCCGGUCCAUCGCGUCCGACCUGUCGUCGCUGACGGCCCACGCGCGCCCGUCGUCGCCAGUCGCGGAGGCGCUCGCGCUCCGGCCCCGGAGUCCGCUCCGGUCCAGCAACCGCGCGGGCCCGCUCUCCGGCGACGGCACGUGGCGCGACAUGCAGGGCGACGACCGCUGGGGGCCCACGGUGCUCCGCUUCCGCAAGGACGGCGACUUUGGGCACGUCGACCGGUCCGCGGCGAUGGUGAGCAGCCCGCGCGUCGUCCAUUUGGACCGGUGCCGCGUGCGCUUCCACGCGCCGCCGCCGAAGCUCCAGGUGCCGCCGGCCCAGGUCGGCGUGACGGACGUGGCGCCCCAGAAGCUCUACAGCAACGUGAAGAAGGCGGAAGAGCUGAACCGCAAGGCCGAGGGCGCGAUCGCGGGCAUGACGGCCGCGAAGCUCACGGAGGAGGGCUACUACACGCACGACGACGACCUCGGCGACGACGACGCGACGGCGAAGCUCGAGGAGUUCAACAAGAAGGCCGGCCGGGGGCCGGGGGCGAGGGGCCCGCGGCUCUGCAAGUUCGACCGCACGCCCGGGGCGCGCGUCUACAGCGGCCUCUUCCAGGAGUACACCUUCGCCCACGCGCCCGGGGAAAAGACCGCCGACGUCCUCACGCUCGGCGACGGGGGCGAGUCCUACGAGCACUGCUACCUCUACUACCAGUCCCACGUCGUCGCCGAGGCGUCGGAUCCGGGCGUGGCCGUGCCGCCGCGCGCGCCGGGCGCGCUCGGCGAGCUCUGGCAGGCCGCGCCGCCGACGCAGCCCCCGGCCGUGCCCGACGGCGACUCGAACCCGCGGUCCCACAACCCGCUCAUGGACGCGCUGCCGGAGAUGAAGCGCCACGCGCUCGUGUUGUGCGCGUCGUCGGGCGUCUACGGCGGCAUCCCCGCGGAGCCCAUGACCGUCCACGUGAAGCAGCACGCCAAGGCGCCCGAGCCCGAGCCGGAACCCGAGGCGGCGCCCGAGCCCGAGCCGGAGAAGCCCGCCUGGAAGCUCGAGACGUCCAUGUUCGCGCCGCGCCUCAAAGAGGCGGACAGCCGCCAGUUCCUCGACGCGGAGAACGUCCUGGCCAAGGCCCUCGCCUGCGACUGGCGCAUGGUCCUCGCCGAGGACCGCUUCCACAAGUUCGUGCGCAAGAUGGACGAGGGCGUCAAGGGCGGCGAGUCCAUCGACGACGAGCUCGAGGACAUCCGGAAGGCCUUCGCGGGGCGCUACGCGACGGUGCUGCGCCUCUUCGACUACUACUGCGCCUGCUCGUCCAUCCUCACUAAGGCGGCCUUCAGCAUCUCCCAGAACUCCUACAACCUCAUGCUCCAGGAGACGGGCAUCCCCGACGAGACGACGGCGUGCACGUUCGACGAGUGCAAGAAGGUCUUCAUCGUCUGCAACUUCGAGGCGGACAAGAAGAGCGAGCAGAGCGACAUGAACGAGGACAAGGCGCUCAUGCGCUACGAGUUCAUCGAGUGCCUCGUGCGCAUGGCCCACGCGCGCUUCAAGAAGGACAUCGACGACGUGUCCGAGUGCGUCGACGCGCUCUUCGACGACGUCGUCCUGCGCAACGUCACGCCGGAGUCGAUCCUGGACACGGACGACUUCCGGCGGGACCGCUUGUACUUCGAGGAGGUCGAGGACGGCUUCAAGCCGCACCUGAAGCCCCUGCGCAUCGUCUACGACAAGUACGCGAUGCUCAAGCCCGACGGCGGCCGGCCGAGCUUCAGCCUCAUGGAGUGGGUCACGGUGCUGAACGACGGCCGGCUCAUCGGCGACGAACUGACGGUGCGCGAGGCGCGGCUCUGCUUCUUCUGGUCGCGCAUGGUCGUCGCGGACGAGGUCAAGAGCCGCCACAAGUUCAUGACGCUGUCGUGGGUCGAGUUCCUCGAGGCGUUGGCGCGCGUCGCGGACAUGACGAACGUCCCCACGGACGAGAUGGUGGCGGACUGCGGCGCCAUCAACAUGAUCGACUACGAGUUCAAGGUCCAGAAGAUGCUGCCCGAGGAGCGCGAGAAGUUCAGCGAGCGCCGGCCGUCCGCGGACCUCCUCGCGCCGAAGACGCGGCCGCUCGGGAACAAGGUCGACAAGCUCUGCAAGAGCCUCCUCGGCUACAUCUCCUGCGCCCACAACGGCGUCAUCCAGCACGGCGGCAAGCGCGCGCGGCUCAUCGGCACCUACAUCACCGAGGCCCAGUUCAAGGAGAUCAUGUAAAAAGUGGUGUUUUU